GUCAGCCAAUGUCAUAGCAACGAAGUUAAUACAAUAUAAAAGUUCUUUCGAUGGCUAAUUAAAAUUGUUAAAACUGUGUGAAAUUACCCAAUUUCAUUACAGUUUUUUACAUAAAAUAUUAAUUAGUCAAUUACCAAUAAAAUACCAUUGUAUGAUAUUUACUGGAUUAAAAAUCAAGUUCCUUUCGUUUGAAGGCCAGUGUUCAUAAGAGCUAAGGUGAAUGAUCCAAGCUGACUAAUAAAUAAUAUUAGAAAUGUGAAUUAUAAACGUGGAACCGGUACAAAAUGAUAGUUUUUAAUGUGUGGUCAGUUCUACAGUGGUAUUUGAGACCUUUUAUCAAAUGGUUUUUGAGAAAGACUACAAGGUUAUGUGAACUGCAAAGAAUCUGUUACGGUGAGAAGCCCGGAGCAGCACGGGCUUGUGGAAUUGAAAAAUCGUUGAUGCUAUCUCGAACUAGGGAUGUGAAGGAAGUAGUCGCGAACUUGGAUGCAUCAGUAUCAGAGAAAAGGUUCAUACCACGAAACUUUCGUGAUAUACUAGACCCAUCAAUAUCUAUCAUUAUACGAACUAAACAAGUAAAUGCUAAAUUACAUGGGCCUUUUAUUAUAUCACUCAGAAGAUGUCUGGAACAAAUUUGGUCUUAUAGAAAUUUGAUUAAUGAAGUUGAAGAAAUUCGUUGCAUAAAAUUUGAUAGCAAUAAUCUUGAACAUGAAGAAAAGCUCUUGAAAUUAUGGAGUCUUUUAGUCCCAAAUGAACCUCUAGAAAGCAGGGUUAGUAAACAGUGGCAAGAUAUUGGGUUUCAAGGUGAUGAUCCAAAGACUGAUUUCCGUGGUAUGGGUUUACUUGGACUCGAAAACUUGUUGUUUUUUGCAACAGAAUAUCCUCAAGCAUCAAGCCAUGUUCUUAGUCAUUCUCACCAUCCUAAAUAUGGCUAUACUUUUGCAAUAGUUGGCAUUAAUCUCACUUCAAUGGCAUACUACCUACUAAAGGAUGGAUCAGCUAAAACCUACAUGUUUAAUGCAAAGCAACAUCUGCCUAAUUUGAAUUUAUUUCACAGAUUUUAUUGUUACCUUUUUUAUGAAUUUGACAAAAUGUGGAUUGAAUCUAAACCACAAAAUAUAAUGGAAUUCUCCAUUAUUUUCAAAAAGUUUGAAAAUGCUGUGAGAACUGAGCUCACAGAUCCAGCAUCAGUAUUCAGAAUAAAUAUAGAAAUAGAUACAAUAUAAAAUUAUAUUACUAAUUAUUUUUCUCACUUGAAUUUACCAUGUGGAACAAAUGUUGAAUACUUUUUAAUAUUCCUGAGUUUUGUCUAUGAGGUAACUCAGUAAAAUGUAAAUUCCAUAAAUAGACUGGUAUUCUAUAAAAUUUGACUAUAGCAAGGCUCGUAGAAACCAAAAGGAUAUUAUUAUUAUUAUGAUGUAUAAAAAAUAUGCACCAUUUUCAUUCAGAUUUUUGUUAAUAACCAUGAGUUUGUAGGUACAAACUAUAUAGGUAUAUACACUGUUUUUGAUCUUCACUGUGUGAUUUUGUCUUGAAUAUAUUUAAAGUACCCGUUUUUGUAGUACAAUUUUUUGUUGGUGUGGUGUGAAUGAUGCAUUUUGAGAAUGUAUGGAUAUUUAUUAAUUUAAAACUUAGAAUUGUUUGCACACAGAAUCAGUAGUUAUGAUUCUGUCAGUCAGAUAAUCACAUGUAAUUUCAUGGCUGUUUGAUUAAUUAUAUACACAAUAAAAUCCUUAUGAUUA
Messenger RNA from Plodia interpunctella (Indianmeal moth), 1742 nucleotides. RefSeq lists its product as uncharacterized. The record is from RefSeq and is a predicted model, not a curated record. The transcript has 2 exons. Gene Ontology annotation, molecular function: GTPase activator activity. NCBI's taxonomy places the organism in Eukaryota, Metazoa, Arthropoda, Insecta, Lepidoptera, Pyralidae. Bases 285 to 1226 code for a protein of 313 amino acids.